Messenger RNA from Cuscuta epithymum, 1313 nucleotides. The record is from the annotation of a GenBank genome assembly. Lineage: Eukaryota; Viridiplantae; Streptophyta; Magnoliopsida; Solanales; Convolvulaceae.
AGCUAAUUAGCCAAAAUGAGCUACUAGCUUAGCAAGGAAAAUUAUUAAAUAUUGUAUUAUAAAUAAUAAAUGAACAGGAAAAAAUUAUGGCUAACCAUUAAAAUAUAUUUCAAUUUUGCUUAUGUGGCUAGUGAAGCUAUGAAUGCAAUUAGCUAACCGCCCUCUGGAGAUGCUCUUAGUGGCGUGUGUGGAAUGAGGAAGCUAUCAAUGUUUGGUCUGAACCAUGGUUGCCGGAUGAGAUUAAUCUAAAGGUUGAGACUGCCCCUACAGCAGGUCUUCAACAUAGCAGGGUAGCGAAUCUUCUUAGUAUGCCUGAGAGGAGAUGGGAUUCAGACCUUAUACAUGACAUUUUCGAACCGAGGGACGCUAGACUGAUUCAAGGCAUUCCACUUAGCCAUAGAUCUGUUCCAGACAGGGUUUGUUGGCGGUGGGAAACAAAUGGGUGUUUUUCUGUCCGUAGUUGCCAUGUGGAAUUGGAAAUUACCCUUCAAAAAAAAUCUGGCAGGUUUGUUGUGGUUUUCUUCCGACGAGGCUGAAUCUACGCAAUAGAAAGGUGGAUUGAGUGGUGGUCUGUGGACUCUGUGAUCAUGCAGAUGAGACAUUGUUUCAUUUGCUCAUUGAUUGCCCGGUUGCCAAGGAGGCGUGGGAAGGGGUGAACUUGGCUUGGUCUCGGAGCAUAGCUGGGGACUUUUGCUCGCUGUUGCAGGCUGAAUCUCAAUUCUCAGACGAGGCAGACGGAUGACUUGCGAAGGCUUAUUUGGGGUCUAUGGAGGGAGAGGAAUAACAGGGUGUGGAAAGGGGUUCGGACGAAGCCUAAGUACACUGCAGGUUGGGAACAAGCUCUCAGCAGGUGGCUGGAGCUCGAAUAAAUCAGGGAUGUACGGGUUCAACGUGGAUGCAACGGUGCGUGACUCUAAUUGUGGCCUGGGCUGGAUUGAGGUCGGGAAAUUCAUCGCGGGAGAUGCGAAGGCAUGGCAUUAUGGCAAGGGAAGUUAUCUCCCUGGGAGGCUGAACAGUAGGGAUGAUAGCGGAAGAAGUUCGAGAUUUAUGUUAGUGAUGACUAAUGGCUGAUAUGAGGGUUGUUCUAGUCAGGCCGGCCUGACUCGAACGGGACUCUGGCUGAUAUUCCCUAAUUUUGUUAGGCCAUCAGCUAAUAGAGCGGCCUGUUCUUUGUCCGGUUGUCGUUAUUGGAUAGGUGUUCUUCCUACUUUCAUUACUCAUGUACGUAGUAUUAAAUAGUGAUUUGAUUAAUAUUAAUUAAGUUUGUUUCUGUAAAAAACACGUAUAAUACUCACCUAACACUUUGGUUUUAG